AUGCAUAGAAAGCUGCUCUUUCGUUUGGGAACGUGGUUAUGCCUUCUACUGUUGUUCCUUGCGCUCAACAUCCUCGUGACUAAAUUCUUCUGGGGUCCUGCCGCUGUCAGUUCGGUCAAACAGGUUCCCAGGGUCGAGGAGAAUGGUCAGCCGAUCGAGGACAUACAACAGCCUCCAGUUGACAACAAAAUCGCAUCUCGAGCGAGGACUGAUACGGCCUUCUACGAGUACUUUAAUCCACCGGUAGAAAUUUGCAAUACCGUCACCAGUUACGGCGCCUUUAUGGUUGAAUUCAAAAGACUGCUGAUAAAUUCAUCAAGUAUUCAAGGAAACAUCGGCGGUGAAGAUUACCGAUCGGUGAUGUUUCAAAGUGAGUCUAGCGAGUACGUUCAGUUGAGCAGCAAUACUUUCGCGGUGGAAUGUCCAGUCCUUCACAAUAUUGACAAGUAAGUGUUGUUCUGUGAGGGCAUUCUUUUUACCUCUUUUAUUGCUCACCUUACGUACUGUAGGUAACCACAAUGGGUCGAGAUUAAAUUUCAUGAGAUUGUUUUUUUGGUGGACUGGGUGGUCGGGGCCAAUACAGCCUUCCCCUUACUUGAAUCCAUUUAGAAUGCUUGUCCUCUACAACAUGAGGAUAUGUCAGCUCUCGUAAGUAAUAAUGCUACAUUAACAUGAUAUUGAAUCUGACAGUUCGGUCGUCGCAACUGCCGAUGUCUACCGUGUGCUCCACAGCAACGUGAAGCGGGCACGGUGACUGACGCGUGAAUUAGUUUAUAGUGAGAGUUGGCUUGCGUAACAACUACCGCACAACCCCCUUCCCCCCUCGGGGGCCCGGUGCCAAGUAGACCGGAGGCUGGAACAGCCGGAUCCGCGCUUAGGCGUACCACCACGCCCCCCUGGCCCACAACAACCACUCGACCAGAAUUUUAACUAACAAUAACACGAAGGCGAGCUUGAAAGAGGAGGAUGACUAGGCAACCAAGCACUCGACCUGCAUACAUGCGGGAGCACAACUGCAUCUACCGGCAGGGAACCAAGCCCCAGAGAACUGCCAGCUGCGAGAGCCACGAUUUGCUGAAUCACACCUUAAUGCACAGCAUGGGGACCCACAGCCCUGCACUAAACCUGAGCCAACAGCCGUCGACUGAGAGACACUUCCCAUGAAACACACACACACAUUCUCCACAUGCAUAAGAUUGCCAGAGGUCACGGUAAGGGGAAACCGUGAUAGCCUGGCUCUCGGCCCACCAAUUCGCCACUCCACACAAACAAACACAACUGGGCUGACUGCAUGGACUGAGUUGAGGAGUCAGUUGGUAGCCAUCCAAGCCACGGCGCUUGGCGACCGUGAUAGUCUCACACUCCGAUUCCACGUGCAACAGAGGAGCCGCAUGGAGAGGUGGGAAAUUGAGUCUUUGUGUUGUGUUGUGAUGGUGGGGUGUAGCCGGUGGAUGUCUACAUCAGGUUUUCAUGACUGGACAUGUGGCCUAAUAGGUCCAUUGAAUGUUUGAAUGUGCGGGGCCGAUGGGAGCGCUUGGGGAGGAUGUGGCGAGCGUAUGUUAGUGCUCCGGACACGGGUUCACCAGUCUCUGUCCGAUGGAUUCGCAAGUGAUCUACCAGGCCGACGGGUGAGGUGAAUGUACGGGGGACAGUGUGGUCAGGAUAGAGCGGGAGGGUCAGAGUCUAUUUCGGUGAUAGUGACGGUGAUGAAGCUGCUGGCAGUGACCGCGCUGGGCGGCGGGGUGUGAAUUGAGCUAGGCAUGGUUGGUGUACUAGGUGUGUCGAUAGUGCGGUGACACUGGGACACCACCGGCAUGGUGUUUGCCGCUCGCCAGUUACAGGAAAAGUACCAGGAGAUGCGUACCCACCUUUACACCACCAUCCGUGGAUUUGAUGAAAGACUUGAAUACGGUAAACUCGCAAGGGACUGUGGAAAAUCAUGCAGAAAUUUGGCUGUCCCGAACGACUCACUCGCAUAGUAAGUCAACUCCACGACAGGUGAAUUCCGCUGUCGUGAACACGCAUGUCACCUAGUAGGCCCAUGCAGCGAGUGAAUGUGCGGGGUCAGUGUGGACAAUGGAGGCGGAUCCGUCGAGUGUAGGUCGGUGCCACAGCCACUAGUUAGUCAGUCUUUGUGCGAUGGAUUCGCAAGUGACCCACCAGGCCGAUGUGUGGGAUAAAUGUGCGAUCGCAGCGAGGAUAGGCAUGAACCGAGUUCCCAUCGCUGGAGGUGGGGGUGUUGAUAGUGAUGGGAUGUCGGACGUCGUUCUAUUGGUGAGGCGAAUGCGUGCUGGUGGUGGCGGCGGCGGUGGCGGUGAUGGUGGUUGUGGUGGUGGGGGUGGUGGUGGUGGUGGCGGUGGUGGUGGUGGUGGUCGCUGUGGUGGACGCAGGGGUUGGUGUGGGGGCAGUGGCGUCGGUGGUUGAUGGCGGGGGUGCAACGACGGUGUGGUCGGUGGCGACGGGGAUGACAAUCGCCGCGGGGUUUACGAUAGGGGCGAGAGUGGGAGAAGACGUAGACUUUGUCGGGCUGUUGUGUCCAACGGUGUUCCAUAAGAUGAAUUCGCGAGCGGGAUCCGCGUUGGCAGCGCGGAAAUGUUUGAAGUGGUUGAUAAUUGGCAUUGAGAAGACGAGGCACUUGCGACUUGCGAGCCUCCCUUUUGACUUUGGCGGCGGGGAUCCGAUUUGCUUCGUAGAUGGCGGCACCGGUCUUUACUUCUCGUCGCCAUGCCGGUAUGUUCUUAGCGAGGUCCUCCCAGGUCCCCGGAUUGAUCUUCAGCAGUUUCAGAGAGCCCUUAAAAGUGUCAUCGUAGCGCCGUUUUUUUUCCCCUUGUCAACUCGUACCAAAGAGGAGAUGCUUCAACAUGCAUGUGUCUUCUAUCCUCACGAAAACGGCGUUUAACGUAGCUGCAAUUGCCUUGACAUGGAGGGAAUGCUGAGGAUUCUGUUUAAUUCUAGGACUUCUGUGUCGGGGAUCCUGUCUCUCCAUCUCAACAUUUGUAUUCUGUGAGGGCAGCAGAUAUGGAAGUGGUUGAGUUUCUUGGUAUGGUUGGAGUAGACGGUCCUGGUUUCCGCUCCGUCAGGACGACGGCCUUGUACAUCUUCAGCUUUGUAUUCAGUUGGAGGCCGUGGCGAUUUUGCACGGAGUUCUUUAGCCGGCCGAAGCUUUGGCUGGCUUUGGACAUCCGAUGGGUCACUUCGUCGUCGAUCCUGGUGCUGCUGGAAAAUAUGCCUCCGAGAUAAGCAUCUCCUGGCACUUCUUCUCUAGCUGGCGAGCGGCAAACACCAUGUCGGUGGUGCUCCAUUGUCGCCGGAAGCCACAUUGGCUAUCCGGCAGAAGGCCUCGCUCGACAUAUCCUCUGAUGCGGGUGAAGAUCUUUCCAGAGAUGUUGGGUAGCGGGAUGCCUCUCUGAUUGUCACAGACUUGCCGGUCACCAAUGCGCUUGUAGAGAUGAACAAUGGUUGCGUCCUUGAAAUUCCAAGGAACAUGUUCACAGCGCCACAUCUCCUGAAAUAGCGUCGUGAAUUGGUCCAUCAGUCGGCUACUGCCGUGCUUGUAAAUUUCGGCUGGGGUUGCAUCGGAGCCUAGGGCCUUCCCUCUGGAUGGUUUUUGGGAGGGAGGGAGGGAGGGAGGGAGGACGGGAGAAACAGAUUGACGUUGAUUUCCACUUGGGGGAGCCAGUCGAUGGUGGCGUCGGAAAUUGUGGCGGGACUGUUGAUGACGCGCUUCUAAAGUGCUCGACCCAGCACAUCAGAAUCUGCGAGCUCUCCGUCAGACGCGUUGAUCCAUCGUAGCUGAAAAACGACGCAGUUCCAUUGGUAGGGGAGCUGCAGAUCGCCUUGAUCACAGCGAAGAAGUUCUUCGAUUUGUUGCUGUCGGCGUAACCGUAUACUGCACCAAGAUGCAUUCUGAAUGUACUAGCAAUAGGGCAGCAAGGUAAGAAGGGUUUGACCACUAGCAUCCGGCCUUUUGUACGUUAUUCCGUUAGAAUUGACGGAAGCAAGCCAUGCGCAAUCUCAACGCGCUAGGAACCAAAGUAGAAUAUCAGUCCCGCUCAGCGAUUUCAACAUGCUACUUGGGCGACAAGCACUGCUUGAUAGCUCAGUUUUCCGAUGAGUAAAGGCUUCUGGCAUUACUACGGCGAUAUUCUGAGGUGAUUGGUUACGCACAGAACAUCUGAAUGACUCACACCCGCAUCUGAAAACUGCAACAACGGCCAGCACCUCUACCCAAAGACAACGUCCGCCUUCGAUGAAUCACGAUUUGGUCUUGGCCACACGGUGGUUGCCUCCGUAAAAUUUGAUCUAAAAUCAAAUGCUGGGAAAGCAAAGUGCUGCCUGACGGCCUUCAACACUACUUGACUUGGUAGGGGGCGCUCACCGAUCGUUCUUACGGAACUCACUCGUUCCGUUGUGCCUUACGGGCUCUCUCCCUAGCCCAACCAGCAGCCGCACGGCGGCGCAUGAUAUAGGCAGAAUGGUAUCAUCGACAAAGACCAGGGAGACUGGAAUGGCCAUUUCUGGCUUACUAGCCGUCGUAAGCCAGUCAUACCCAACCCCGCAGUGUUGAACACCCACGGCUCGAACUCGCGACCUUUUAGUUAGAAGUCCACGCCUCUAACCGCUGGGCCACGAGCCCGUUGCCCUGUCGGUUUCGAUCGGCAAUAUACAGUGGUAGGGGGCACUCACCGAUCGCUCUUACUGAACUCACUCGUUCCAUUGUACCUUACGGGCUCUCCCUCGAGCCCAGCCAGUAGCCGCACAGCGGCGCAUGACUUCUCCUCUGCCCAAUCGCUGUUGGCAACAGGGCAUACGUGAUCGAUCCUCUUCUGUAUGCAUCGAUUGAUUCUUUCGAAUCGCCGAUGGGCCAAUAUCAACAGGAUGCGAGUUAUCUCUCAUGAAACUCACUCGGAACAUCUUUCGUCAUCCCGCGGAGUUGACUGUGGUCUAGUUGAAAAACUAAGCAUAAGUUCGGCCGUCGUGCACGUCGACGUCCACUGCGCGCCUCGCAGAAUGCGCAUAGGACAGUCACCUGCGUGGAAAUUAGGUUAUACUGAGACAGGCUUGCGAAGCAACUACCGCACUCUCUCUUUUUACCCAUGUUAUCUGGUUCUACUGGCAAGGCGGUAUCAGAGGUGGGGUCAGGUGAAAUGGCUGAUAAAUCUAUACAAUCCAUGUACGCAUCUCCCAGACGACCUGGUCCCCAUGGCAUAAUUAGGAACUUUUUUAAAACCAAAAGAUCACCUCUCUUGGGGCAUAAAAUAUAAAGGCAGUGUGGUUUUCUCCCAAACAAGCAAAAGAAAGCAAAAGCAUUCUAUAAAACAUAUUUGAAUUUAUAAGAACAUCGAAAAUCAAUGUGUAAAAUGCACACUACUUAAGUAGUUAUUUUUUACCAAAUACGAUUUCUGCCGGAGGUCAGAAAGGAGUGCAUUCAAAAGCCUACAUCUAGGCGAGUCUGAAAUACUACGAAAUUGUGCUACAUGAUACCUAAUAUUACAACGCAACCUUUUUAAUUCUUCCUAGUUGAAAACGCAUUUCAGAAUUUCAGCUAACAUUUAAUGAUAUUUGUCACGCACUGUACAAGGAUUCCGAAAGGGCGGGCUAGAUCUCACACGCUUGAGGGUAUCACAAAGGCAACAUUAUAAAAACCCAGUUGCAGCUUUUUGCUCAUUUCUGACAAGCACCGAGUUAUUCCGUCAGUUGGUAGGCUUUCAAGUCACAAUCGUUAGCGUGCAGUGUUGGGUUCAAACAGUACUCCCGCAACCUAUGGCCUUUGCAGGCAUUCUAAUUAAAUAUAGAGGAUUACGGUUAAACGGGACACUUGGACCCGAUUCCAUGACUGUUUACGCUAUCCAAAUGACUUAAAUGCCGCUGCGUAGAAGUUAACAAGGCUUAAAAACGAUCAUUUUCCGCAAAGGAAGUAGCAGCAUACGUUUAAGUAGUUUUUUGCAAAUACGAGUUUGCAAGAAAGCAGGAUUUGGUGACACCGUCAUCACAUGGUGUUUGUCUGAGUGAAAACAAUGUGAAAUCGGCAAUGAUGAGUGAAGUGUAUCGCGAUACGAAGCUAAUUUCUGAGUCAAAUCUUCAGCUUUACCCUGGGAGACAACAGCGCAGGGAGGAGGAUAGGUCAGGUUUGUGCAGAAAAUUGAAACACUUCCUUGCCUUCGCAUUGCUCUGGUACUCGCUGUUCUCACUGCCUCCAGUCGUACUCUCAGCAGGUCCUAUCCUGUGAAAUUUUGUAGCAUGCCACAGUUUCAGAAUCAUCACACCUUAAUUGCCACCCACACUUCCAAGUUCGAUAUUUUCUUUAAAAAAUGCAGUGAGCAGAGCAGGCGAUGGCUGGUGUUCGUUCAGUUACUGAUCGUUCAUUUACAUCAGUAGGGCAGCCUACUAAGUUAGUGUUAGGUCCUACCUGACAUUUUUGGUUGUUUGCGAGCGAGAUGCCCAACAAUGCGACCAAUUAGAGCUAAGCUUAUGGGUUACCAAUUAAAGCACCCAAGAUGCUCUAUGUGCGUCAAGGCUGCGACAGGAAGUAAAGGAACACUCAGCCGCGCUGCCACUCAAAGGCUGGUUUCGAACUUACUGUACAGGGGGUGCGCCAACUCAUGAAAAGUCAACCGAAAUUCCGAAAUGCGUUUUCGUCUCGAAAAGAUUAAUUAAAUGCGUUUCUAAAACUAAUCAGCCUGCAGCAUAUUUCUGUCAUAAUUCAGUUGCCUCAGGAUGCCGGCUUCAGAAAGAACCUCUUUCCAGCUUCAUGCAAAAGACUACGUUCUGUAAAAAAUGAUUAAUUAAGUAGCAUGCAUUUUUCCCGUUGAUUUUCGAUGCCCUUAAAAAUUCAAUUAAAUUACAUGGAAAACAUGCAUAAAAAUAUUCAUUCUUUUUCUCAUCCGGUAGAAAAUGACGUUUACUUCCAAUUUUAUCCCCGAAAAAGAGUAUAAUUUGGUUUUAAAAAGUUUCUAAUUGUGAGACUUUUAAUACCGUGAAAUGGACAGACGUCCAUAAAAAGUCAUGUCUCUGCAUUUACCAAUGUGACUUGUAAAGUUAACAAUUUGGCUCAAAUCGAAUACUAAAUUUUAUAAACCCCAUAUGGCCCCUUUUAAUACUAUAGAUAAAUGUAUUGUUUUCCGUACGCGGAAAAUAUACGGCUCGUAGUUUGAAAACCCUGAAUGAAAGUGUAACGGCAGAUCGGGUUCAAAAUUAUUCGGGAAUUGAAAAUUUUUUUAAAACCGAAUUUUUCCCUUCCUUCGAGUAUAAAUUUGGAAGAAGACGUAAUAUUUCACCAAAUGAGUAAAAGAAUGAAUAUUUUUAUGCAUUUUCCCAUGAAAUAUAAUUAGACUUUUAAGGGCAUCGAAAAUCAACGAGAAAAAUGCAUGCAACACAAGUAGUCAUUUUUGCAGAGUACAGUUUUUUCAUUCAGGCGAAAAGAAGUUUGUUCUGAAGCCGACAUCCUGAGGUAACUGAAUUAUUAUAGAAUUACACUGCAGAGUGCUUAGUUUUACAACCCUCCUUAAUCACUCUUUUCGAGGCGAAAUCACAUUUUGCAAUUUCGGUUGCCACUUCAUGAGUUAGCCCACCUACUGCAAGCACUGCUGAGUAAGAGUUCUCCAUUGGAGUGCUUUGGCACAAGUACACUGUAUUUUAAUUCGGUAAUUACAUCUCCAGUAAUUACACAUCAGAAGUGCGUCAUUCUCUGUCAACGCCCGCACUAAUCAUAAUGAUGGUUGUAAUGAGCAGGCUAAUUUGCGACAUGUUUCUACUCUGUCUCAACUAAACUGAAUGCUUGAUUUAGCCGGAAGCCGCCACUGCAGACAGCGGAUUGAGGUGCGUACUUGGAAGCCAGGUAACCAGGAAUGGGGGCUGGCUGAUGAGGUGUAUGGGGGUUUUCUUCCUAGCCACCUUCCCCUGCUGCUUACAGUGAGCACGUGCCCCAAAUGCACCCUUGUUUACGAAGUCACACCUGUUUUCGUGAAUAGGUUUGUAGCAAACGUCAGCAGGCCUAGUCAGUUUUUUUCCAAUAGCAAGUCCUACUUGAUUUUCACGUGUGCGCUCACACCAGUUCAGUCGGCGUCUAAGGUAGGAGAGGGAAUGUUUGUCAAUCUUCUUCACGCUAAACAAGAAGAACACGCGAUCGCGGGGUGGCAACACUUGUGCUCAAACGAGAUUUCAGACCCAUACGGGGGAGACCAACCUCGAGGACUAGGGGAAAGAACAAUAACAAGUGAACAGUUAUGGGGUCUGUCAAGGGGGGAGCGAAUGGGGAGGGCGGCGAUCGUGUUCCCCUGACUGGGACUGGAGUCGUUCACCCUGAUCUCCUGGUGCGAUGGCUGAACGCGUGGGCGUGGCACACCACCGCGGAACGAAAGUUGUGUCAAUACAAUAGAUUUACUAACUCGUGAACCAACCGAAAUUCUGAAAUGCGUUUUCGACUCGAAAAUAUUAAUUGCAGUAGGUGGCCUAACUCAUGAAAUGUCAACCGAAAUUCCGAACUGUGUUUUCGUUUCGAAAAAGAUUAAUUAAGUAGGGUUGUAAAAUUAAUCAGUCUGAAGUGUAAUUCUAUAAUAAUUCAGUUACCUCAGGAUGCUGACUUUCGAACGAAGUUCCUUCCGGUUUCAUGCAAAAACCACACUCUGUAAAAAAGGAUUAUUUAAUUAGCAUGCAUUUUUCUCGUUGAUUUCCAACGACCCCUAAAAGUCCAAUUAUAUUUCACGGAAAUCAUGAAUACAAAUAUUCAUUCUAUUGCUCCUUCGGUAGAAAAUUACGUUUUCUUCCAAUUUUAUACUCGAAGGACGCAUUUUACUCGGCAUUCAAAAAACUUUUAUAAAACCUGAAUAAUUUUGAAUCCGAUCUGCCGUUACACCUGCGUUCAGGGUUUCCAACCUACAGGAAACCAUACGUUUCUCUAUGCUAUUGAGAGGAGAUUAUAUGGGGUUCAUUAAAUUUAGCAUUAUAUUUUAGCCAUACUUUUAACUUUAUAAGCCACAUUGGUAAAUGCAGAGACAUGACGUUUUAUGAACGACCAUUUCACGGUAUUUAAAAGUCUCACAAUUGGAAACUUUUUGAAAACUGAAUAAUGCCAUCCCUUUAAGUAUAAAAUUAGAGGAAGACGCGAUUUUCUACCGAAUCAGCAAAAGAAUGAAUACCUUUCAUGCAUGCUUACCACAACAUAAAACGGAAUUUUUAGGGGCAUCGAAAAUCAAUGGAAAAAAUGCAUGCUACUUAAGUAGUUCCCGUUUUACAGAGUAAUGUGUCGGCAUGCAGCAGGACAGAAGUUUACUCGAAAGCUGGCAUUCUAAGGUAAUUGAAUUAUUAUAGAAUUAUUAUGCAUGAGGAUUAGUUUCACAAUCCUACUUAAUAAGUUUUUUCGAAACGAAAACGCAUUUCGGAAUUCAGUUUGACAUUUCAUGAGUAAGCCCACCUUCUGUAAGUAGGGUUUUAAUAUUCAUCACCAUGCAGCGUAAUCCUAUUAUAACUCAGUUAAUUCAAGAUGCCGGCUUUCGGAUGAAUAUCUUUCCGGCCACUUGAAAAAAACUAAGCUGCAAAAAUGACUACCUCGGUAGCAUGAAUUUUUAAAAUUGAUUUUCGGUGCCCUUAUAAACUCAAAUAAAUUUCACAGGAAACAUGCGUAAACAUAUUUAUCCUUUUACGUCUUCUCUAAAUUGCGUACUUGAAGGAAGGGUAUAAUUCGACUUUAAAGUUUCUAACUAUGAGAUUUUCCAAGACCGUGAAAUGCCCGUCCAUAAAACCUCGUGUAUCUGCAUUUACUAAUGUUACUUAUAAAGUUUACAAUAUGGCUCAAAUUCACUGCAAAAUUUUCUGAACCCCAUACGGUCUAUUCUUAAUACUGUAGACAAAUGGAUGGUUUUUCGUACAUGAAAAAUAUAUAACUUGUAGUGUUGAAACCCUAAAUGAAAGUUUUGUAGCAGCCGGUCGGAUUCUAAUUUAUUCGGGAAUUGGAGAAGUUUUUUAAAACCAAAUUAUACACUUCCUUCAAGUAUAAAAUUUUAAGAAGACGUAAUUUUCCGCCAAAUGAGUAAAAGAAUGAACAUUUUUAUGCACGUUUUCUAUGAAAUAGGUUUGAAUUUAUAAGAGCAUCGAAAAUCAGUGAGAAAAGGUUAUGUUAAUUAAGUAGCCCUUUUUACAAAAUAUAGCUUUUGCGGACAGCUGGAACGAAGUUCGUUCAAAAGCGGGCAUCCCGAGGUAGCUGAUUUGUCAUGAGAUUAUGCUGCACGGGGAUUGCUUUUGCAACCCCACUUAUGUAAUCCUUUCGAGUCGAAAACGCAUUUCAGGAUUUCGGUAAACAUUUCGUGAGCUAGCACAUCUACUGUAAGUAAUCUUUUCGCUAAGAUGUGGCUACGUAGCCGCACCUGAUGGACGCAAUACUUCUGACCUAUUUAACUGUUUUGAGUUGGUGUGAUAACGUUGGCAUGGUAUUACUGAGCGUUGCGGUGGGUGAGCUGCUGGCGGCCUUGUUUCUUUGUUGGCGUGUCUACGUUUUCGGCCCAGUGCCGGUGGUCCUUCUUGACUUUCGACCUGUCGUCUCCUUCUAACAUUUGCGUUGAAUUUUGCAGGGUUAGGGUUUAGGGCUGCGGUUAAGGGUUAGGGUUGGGUGUUAGAAUUAGGAGUUGAGGUUAGGGGCUAGAGCUAUGGUUAAUGUUGGGGCAGCUAUUUCUCAACCACUCAAAGUACAACCGUGCGUUUCCAAUAGUUCUUCUUUUGCAUACACUUACCUGACCUCAUCGCCUGUGCCGCACCUGUAAAAAGCCCUAUCCCCAUACCACAGGUGGUUGGGGCUUGUUUACCUCAGGUGCGGCUACAUAACCACAUCUGACCAUCUUGUCGAGUCGAAAAUGCAUUUCAGAAUUUCGGGUAAAUUGUCAUUAGUUAGCACAUCUACUGUACGUCUGGGUAUGACGUUAGUGUCCGGGGUUCGGGCCUCCAGCAUCCCUUUUCCUGUCUUGCUGCCGGUUCCUUUUGUUAUUUAUCCGCCCCCAAAACAGACCACGAGGUAGAGAUACGCUGGUCCAGCACUGAGGCUAGAUAAUUCAAUUAGUUCAUGAUGUCGUCUUUUGACUGAACCUCUUUCCGACCACCUGAGAAAACUACACUGUAAAAAUGACCACCUACGUAGCAUGAAUUUUUCCAACUACUUUUCGGCGUCCCUAUAAAUUCAAAUAUAUUUCGUAGAAAACAUGCAUGAAAAUAUUCAUUCUGUAAAUAAUUUUGUAGAAAAUCGCGUCUACUUCAAAUUUUAUGUCUGAAAGAAGGGUAUAAUUGGGUUUUAGAAAACCUUUCUAAUUCCCGAAUAAUUGUGAACCCUUCCAUUCAGGAUUUCCAAAUUACGAGCUGCGCAUUUUCCGAGUACGGGAAAUCAUCCAGUCCUCUCCGGCAUUAAGAGGGGACCAUAUGGGGUUUAAAAACAUGCAUAACGAUGUGCAUUUUUUUACUAAUUUGGCAGAAAUAUACCUCUUCAAAUUGUAUAAUUUAAGGAAAGGUACAAUUCAGUCUUGAACAGUUUUCUAACUCCCGAAUAAUUUUGAACCCCCCCUGCUGUUUCACCUACGUUUAGUGUUUCUAAACUACAAACUGUAUAUUUUCUGUGUACGAAAAAUCAUACAUUUCUUAACGGUAUUAAGAGGAAACCAUAUAAGGUUCAUGAAAGUUAACAGUGAAUUUGAGCCUUAUUGUAGAAUUUACAAGCAAUAUUAGUAAAUGCAGAGAUACGAUGUUUUAUGAAUGAGCAUUUCAUGGUCUUAAAAAAUUUCAUUGUCAAAAACCUUUCCUUAACCGAAUUAUACCCCUCCUUCAGGCAUAAAAUUUGAAGGAGACACAAUUUUCUACCAAAUGAGUUAAAGAAGGAAUAUUUUCAUGCAUGUUCUAUAUGAAGUAUAUUUGAAUUUAUAAGGACGCCGAAAAUCAAUGAGAAAAAUUCACACUACUUAACUUGUCAUUUUUGCAGUGUAGUUUUUGGAGGCGGCCGGAAGGAAGUUCUUUCAAAAGCGGACAUCCUGAACUAACCGAAUUAUCAUGGGGUGAUUGAUAUUACAGCCCUACUUAAGUAAUCUUUUCGAGUCGAAAACGCAUUUCAGAAUUCCGCGUAAAAUUUCACGAUUUAGCACAUCUACUGUACGUCUGUGUUUCGAGUUAGUAUGCGAGGCUCAGACCUCCAGCACCCCUGUCUUGCUCCUUAAACAGGCCACGUGGUAGAGAUACGCUGGUCCAGCAGUGAGACUGCAUCAGAGCCGAGCAAAUGUUGUUGCCAGACCAACCUUGACACGAAGUGAUCAGGUAAGAACAAUAACAAAUGGGCAACUUUGUAGUCCGUAAGCAUGGGGAAACUACGUCGCGACACCUGCCACGCGGCGCAUGACCGCAAUUGGUAAAAAAAUUUCUGCGUAUGUGGCAUGAAUUUUUUCAUUGAUUUCUAUGUACUUCAAAAUGCAAAUAUAUGCUAUGGAAAAGAUGCAAAUGAAUGUACUUUUUGCACUCACUUGAUUGUCAAUCACCCAUUCUUUUGCGCUUGUAAUUGUAAAAAUUUUAUCAACUGCUGACUGAUUUUGAGCCCAAUCUUCCACACUAUUUGCUUUUAGGGUUUGCAAUCUAGAAGCUGCAUGCUUUUUAUGCAAGUAAAACCACGCAUUCCUAUACGUAAUUAAAAAUGAACCAUAAAGGACUCAUAAAACUUUUCAACGGAUGUGGGCUACAUAUAAUUCAUAGGCAACAUUAAUUAGCGGUCUUGAAAAGUCAUAAUUAAAAACUUUUCAAAACCAGAAAAGGAUUGUUUCGAGCAUAGGUUUUAAAGAAGGCAUGAAUUUCUACAAACUGAACACAAGAAAACAUGCUCGUAUGCAUAUCUGAAUUUAUAAGGACUUCUAAAAUCAAUGAAAAAAAACAAUGCCACCUAAGUAGUCAUUUUUGCCGAGUACGGUGUUCUUGCAGGCGGCUGAAAAGAAGUGCAUUCGAAAACCGGCGUUACGCUGCACGGCAAUCAAUAGUUCGGCUUCACCUACGAAAUUUUCCCUAGUCUAAAAUACAUUCCACGAUUUCGGCUAAUGUUUCAUGGGGUCGAUCACUGAGUGUAUGUGCUUUUCUGCGAGCUGAUGGUCCAAAGUGCUGUUUUAGCCCAAAUUGUGGUUCCUGGUGCGUUUCGAACAGUUUGCAGUUGGGGCAACCGUGCCCUCGCUCUACUUCCUACUAUGCCUCCGAUGGAAACCCCUGGCCAAACAUAUCGAUUUUUGUCAAUUUGUCAUAGUGGAAGAACUGCUGAAUAAUCUUCAACCUUUUACUUUUAACAAGUCCUGCCGCCCACAUCUUAGUUACAAGUCUUUUAUUACUCGUCAAUGUGGAAUGAUUGCGUCUCUGGCACAUAGUUUAUUUUUUUUAAAUCAUACAUCUACGUGAGCAUGCCUGUGGUAUCAUGAUCACUUCCAGCCUCGUGCAGUUCCCACGGAGCCACUUCCCUGAAUUCCUGGCGGCUACACAGAGAGCCGCGUUCUCUGACGGCAUCUCCAAACGCUUUGGCACGACUCCAGUAAGUGUCUUAUUCCCCUUCGAUAUUUUCUAGAUUCACAUGUCGCUUAUUCUACUUGCAACUUACAGACAGGAAGGAUGAUGCGUCUACUCCUGUUAUAUUAUGUGACCUAACUAACAGCUAAUGCUUUUAACGAAGAGUAUGUCAAAACCAUCCUGGUAACCAACCUGUAUAACUUUUUUCCCAUGAGUUAGAGGCUCUGUCAGCUAGGUCACCGACCUCAUCUCGAUCUAGAUUUUCUACUAUAUCGAGCAGGUAUCAAUGCAAUGAUGUGUCUGAGGUUUUCAAACCACUCCCGGAAGCUGAUGAAGCACAUAUUUUUCUAUGCCAUUAAAAAGAUAUCAUACAGAGUCCAUAAAAAUUUUGCAAUGGGUGCGGACUGUGUUGUACGUUUCAUGAGGAGCUGUGGUAAAUGGUGAGGUGCGAUGCUAUGUGAAUGGACAUUUUACAGUCUUAAAAAUCUCAUAAGUAGAAACUUUUUAAAACCUAAUUAUACUCCUUCCUUGAGUAUAAAAUAUGAAGGCGUGAUUCUCUAUUAAUUGACUGAAAGAAAGCUUAUUUUUGUUUAUGGUUUCUAUAAGAUAUAUUUGUAUUUACAAGACCAUCGAAAAUCAAUGAGAAAAAUGCAUGCUACUUAAGUAGCCAUUUUUUUACCGAGUUUGCUUUCUACAGAAAACUAAAAAGCAAUGAAUUCAAAAGCUAACAUCCUGCCAAGUUCAAAAUAUUAUAGGAUUGUGUUACAAGAUAAUCAGUGAUACGACCGCGCCCAAGUAAACCUUCCCAAUCGAAAACGCAUUUCAGAAUUACAGCCAACAUUUCAUGAGAUAGGUCACUCAAUGUAACUAACACCCAAUGCGUUUAACGAAGAGUAUGUCAAAACUAUCCUGAUAAGUAACCUGCAUAACCUUUGUCCCAUGAGUUAGAGGCUCUGUCAGCUAGGUCACCGACCUUAUCUCGACCUAAAUUUUCUACUAGAUCGAGCAGGUAUCAAUGCAAUGAUGUGUCUGAGGUUUUCAAACCAUUCCCGGAAGCUGAUGAGCAGGGGUUAACUUAAGUCGUUCGCUUUGUAUGCGGAGCGGAGACCUGUUUGCAUAUCAGCCAAACGGGACAGCUCUCCCCCUCCGGUUGAUAGUUAGUGGUGAGAUGUGUCAUUGGCAUGUCUGGGUGGCUGCUUUUGGCUAGAAUACUGGUCAUACCACCUCCAAAAUCAUUAACAACCAAGGAGCUGACACCCGAAUGUACAGUGAGUGACCGAUCUCAUGAAAUGGUGACCAACAUUCUGAAAUGCGUUUUUAAUUAGGAAGUAUAACUUAGGCGCCGUUGUAACACUGAUUAUACUCCGGCAUAAUCCUAUAAUAUUUCGGACUCGGCAAGAUGUCGGAUCUUGAAUGCAUUUCUUUUCAAUCGCCUGUAGAAACCGCACUCGGUAAAAAAUGACUACUUAUUUAGCAUGCAUGUUUCGCAUUGAUUUUCGGUGGUCUUAUAAGACCAGGCAUAUUUUAUAGGUGUGCACAAAAAUAUUCCUUUUUUCACUCAUUUGAUAGAGAAUCAUGUUACAUUUAUAUUCUAUACUUGAAGAAGGAGUACAUUUAAGUUUUAAAAAAGUCCCGUAUUAUGAGGUUGUUGAGACCGCGCAAUGUCCAUUCAUACAUCCUCGUACCUUUCUUUUUGCCACUGUUUCUCAUGAAAUGUACAACAUAGUUCGCAUCCAUUGCAAAAUUUUAUGGGCUCAAUAUGGUAACUUUUUAAAGGGGUAGAAGAAUAUACGAUUUUCCUUACGCGGAAGGCAUGCAAGUCAUUAGGCGCUAAUGCAACGACUGAUCAGGCUCCAGAUUAAUCAGGAAUCAUAAAAUUUUUUUAAAAUUUAAAUAUAUUCCUUCUUCAAGUAUCAAGUAUAAAGUUUACAUGCCUCUCUAUCAAAUGAGCGAACAAAGGAAUGUUUUGUAUAAAUAUUCUGUAAAAUAUACUUGACCUUAUAAGACCACCGUACAUCAGUACGAAAAAUGCAUGCUACAUAAGUAGUCAUUUUUUACCGAGUGCAGUUUCCACAGGCGAUUGAAAAGAAAUGCAUUCAAGAUCUGACAUCUUGCCGAGUCCGAAAUAUUAUAGGAUUAUGCCGGAAUAUAAUCAGUGUUACAACGGCGCCUAAGUAAUACUUCCUAGUUAAAAACGCUUUUCUGAAUUUUUCUCGACAUUUCAUGAGAUCGGUCACUCACUGUACAGUCGCGUAGCCAUGGCAACGUAGCUGUGACAGACAUCCACAGAAUAGAAUUAUGCCACUGCCAGGGUUGUCCGUCAUCCAUGCUGUCUUGCACGCGACGUGGAUUUCAUGGGGCCAGGCCAGAUUGCCUCGCCACAGUCGGGGUUGGUCCAGAGGAUUUUUUUACGACAGUGCAGCUAACGGCUUACACAAAUACCACGACGCUCGCUGAAAGCAACGCGUCCUCUCACCCACCUCACCCUCCACUGAGACGAAUGUUAGGUUUGGAUGCGUCCGCUUUCUGUCGUUGUGAGGCCAUUCACGCGGGUAGGUUUGACCGUAUCCAAUGCUAAAAACAGGUACUCUCUUUACAAACAAAAGAGCGUCAUGGAUGCUGCUUGUGUGUUACAUUUAUGCCAGUGUUGCCAAGGCUGGCAAAACCUGUCGUCUACAGUGCAGCCCACAGGGCGAGUACAAUUGGCGCGACUUUGCCAUCGCGUCACCAGACGCUAAGAACCUCCCCUUCCACUGCCGACCUUUAUAAAAGUCUGUCCAUGCCCAACUCUUCCGCCAUCUUGCGCCUUUCUGCGAAAGACUUUGUCCUCAUUUGCUUUGGGUGGGUCCUGCACAUUCCUCACUGUACUCUAUCACAACCACCAUCAGUCAUGUUGCCAACUGAAGCUGUAACUCGGCCCUUAACGGGUCUGCAAUGGCUCCUUCGCAACGUGGCUCCUCUAGCACUUGCAGGUCCGCGAGACCCGAGCCUCCCCCACAGUAACCCGAUGCAUGGUGUGGGUACCAGGCCGCGUAUGGCACGCGUAGACCGGCUGUUUAGUCUUGUCAGCCAUUGUGCCCGAGCCCCACCUUCGACCGUCUUGCAGUUGGAGCAAGAUAGUUGGUGGAAGAAAGGAAGUGCGUUAGAUGCUGCGUAAGGCUGCUUCACUGUUAACUUACUCACGCGCAGGUCGUCGUUGGACACGCGACGGCGGCGCUGACUGGUGUGACUCAGACGCAGUUCUAGGCAGUAAACGCAGUCUGAAGAAGUUGAGGUUAAGAGGUCGAGUAGAGUAGGCAGCAUAGGUCCCCAUUCUGGAGAGACAUCUGACAGGCAGUUGGGUCAGCGUCAGACUAAUUGGCCAGAAAUUCUGGGUGUUGAGUGUUCUUUAAUAUAUUCUGAUCCGAGUACACUUUCCAAAUCCCGUAGACUGAAGCCCCUAUCACUAUGGUGCGGAGUAGUCACAGACUGCCUCCGUCAGGAUACCUCAAAUCACUUUGAUUCACCAGCUAGCCAUCUGCCUACGCUCUUGAGCUGGGGGGGAGGGGGGCAACCAUUCGAAACAGGCGCGAAAGCCGGACGGAAGCAUUGAAAUUGUAAACUGACGCGAGUCUUUUGGAGAGUGAAGAAAUGAAGAGAAGCCCCACUGACUCAAAAAUGGAUCGGGCCAGGCUGACUAGAACAGUCCAUCUGUGCGGCCAUCGUACCUCUUGAAAUAUUCACUGAAGUGUCGUAAUGUUAUUUCACUUAGACGGAUUGCAUUCUCUAGUUUGCGUUGGUGGUUACCAUGGAGAAUAAUCCCAAGAUAGUUCAGUCUCGUCAAGACGGCAACUGCUUAAUGCGUGUCUUUCCGGCCGCCUGGUUAAAAAUGACCACUUAAUUGACCUGAAUUUUUUAAAUUGAUGUUCGAUGCCUUCAAAAAGUCCAACAUGUUUUAUAGGAAGAAUACAAACGUAUGGCCUUCGUACACAUUUUGUAGUAAAUUACGUUAUAGUCAAAUCCUAUACUCGAGGGAACAAUGCUUCCCAGUUUUGGAAAAAGCUCCCAAAUGCCCGAAAACUCGUUAACAUGGCCUGUCGAUGGAUUCGCGUUUAAGGUCUCAAAACCACAAACUGUUCGCUUCCCAUCUGCCAUUACCAAGAUUACCACACAGGGCACAUAACAUUUUGUGGUUUUUAUGAGUCACGUUGUACACUUAAUAAGAAGAAUUACCAAUCGGACAGACACGACAUUAUUGGAGUAGACAUUUCACAGUCUUAAGAGCUCACAAUAGCAUACAUACUUUUCAAAUGGACACAGAAAGAAUAUUCUUACGUAUGAUUCUUUUAAGAUAUUCUGGGAUUUAUUUGGGCAUCCAAAAUCAAUUCACAAUUAAUACAAAUGAAGUAGUCGUUCUAGCAGAGUGUAACUUCUGCAGCCACCCAAAAAGUACAGUAGAUGUGCUAACUCAUGAAAUGUCAACCAAAAUUUCGAAAUGCGUUCUCGGUUCGAAAAGAUAAAUUAUGUAGUGUUGUAAAACUAAUCAUGAUGCAGCAUAAAUCUAUAAUGAUCCAGUUACCUCAGGGUGUCGGCUUUCGAAAGAACUUAUUUUCGGCGGCAUGCAAGAUCCAUACUCUGCAAAAAAAUGACUGUUUAAGUAGCAUGCAAUUUUCUCAUUGAUUUUCGAUGCCCUUGAAAAUUCAAUUAUAUUUCAUGGAAAACAUGCAUAAAAAUAUUCAUUCUUUUACAUAUUCGGUAGAAAAUCACGUCUUCUUCCAAUUUCAUACUCAAAAGAAGAGUAUAAUUCGGUUUAAAAAAGCUUCUAAUUGUGAGAUUUUUUAAUACCGCUAAAUGGCCGUUCAUGAAACGUCAUGUAUCUGCAUUUACGAAUGUGGCUUGUAAAGUUAACAAUAUUGCUCAAAUCCACUGCUUAAUUUUAUGAACCUCAUAUGGUCUCCUCUUAACACCGUAGAGAAAUGCAUGGUUUUCCGUACACGGAAAAUAUACAGCUUAUAGUUUUGAAACCCUGAAUGCAAGUGUAACAGCAGGUCGGGUUCAAAAUAAAUCGGGAAUUAGAAAAGUUUUUUAAAACCGAAUUAUACUCUUCUUUUGAGCAUGAAAUUGGAAGAAGACGUGAUUUUCUACCGAAUAAGUAAAAGAAUGAAUAUUUUUAUGCAGGUUUUCCAUGAAGCAUAAUUAAUUUUCAAGGGCAUCGAAAAUCACUGUAAAAUUGCAUGCUACAUAAGUAGCCAUUUUUGCAGAGUAUAGAUCUUGCAUGCAGCCGAAAAUAAGUUCUUUCGAAAGCCGACACCCUGAGGUAACUGGAUCAUUAUAGAUUUAUGCUGCAUCAUGAUUAGUUUUACAACACUACUUAAUUUAUCUUUUCGAAACGAGAACGCAUUUUGAAAUGUUGGUUGACAUUUCAUGAGUUAGCACAUCUACUGUAUGUGUGUGUCAAACAGGUCACAUGAACAGUGCAUAAUCGCAGUCUGACUAGCAUUUCAAAGGACGACCGAAAUUUGCAGUUGGACAGUGUGUCGUGCAACUAAUGCGAGUGCCAGGAAUCCACAAUCAUUAAGUCAAGUUUCGAUUAGCAAGCGAAGACGGGAGUCACCAGAAAGAGGAGUUUUGGGUGCAUUGAACAUCGAGCUGAUGUCUCAGAAUGCAGUGGCUACUGGCGAGGUCAGGGCAUCUGCUGACGGUGUCACUUCGUGGUAGAGGGGAGCUCGCCGAUCGUGUUACGGAACUCGCUCGUCCCUUUGUGCCUUACUGGCUCUCUCACGAGUACAAGCAGCAGCUGCACAGCGGCGCAUGCUAUAGGCAGAGUAACAUUACCGAGAAAGACAAGGGAGAUGGGAAUAAAAAUUUCUGGCUUAUUAGCCGUCGUCAGCCAGUCCUACCCAAACCCGAGGUGUGGAACACCUGGAGCUCGAUCCCGCGACCUGUUGGUUGGAAGUUCAACACCCCUAACCGCUGAACCAUGUCGAGUCAUGCCUGCGAGCGUGAGACGAGUAAUGACAGUUACUUUAAUGUGUUUGUGGGGCAAACUCAGUUGUUAUUCGCUUAGUGUGUGUUGCACUAGCCGGGGGAUGGUGUGUUCAACAGGUGGAUUGGCGACUGUGGCUGUCUGUGCACAGCGUGUCCCAGCUGAAGCCGGUCAGACUGAGCGUCCGAAACUGCCCCUUGACAGUGAAAAUGACCUUGACGCAGUGGGGUAUUGAAGGAAGUCGUCAGGCACCGCAAUGAUGGCCAUCGGAAACAAUAGGAACACUUUAAGCCACGACCUCCAGUACGUCAUGAUACCUUUAAGCUGAACGUGUCUAUUGCAGCGAGAAGGAUACACUCUGUUGUCGCGAAAAAGUGCACCAGAGUAUCGGCUUCACUCAGUCAGUCGAAUUCUGUACUCGAAGGAACUGUACUUCCUCGUUUUCGAAAAAGUUCCCAAAUGCCCUAAUAAUGAUUGUUGGCAUGGCCUGUCGAUGCAUUCGCGUUUAAGAUCCCAAAACCACAAACUGUUCACUUCUCAUCUGCCAUUAUCAAGAGUACCACACAGGGCUCAUAGCAUGUUGUAGUUUUUAUGAGCCACGUUGUACACUUAAUAAGAAGGAUUACCAAUCGGACAGAUACGAUAAUAUUGGAGUAGACAUUUCAUUGUCUUAAAAGCUCACAAUCGCAUAUAUACUUUUCAAAUGGACACAAAGAGAAUAUUCUUAUGCAUGAUUCUUUUGAGAUAUUCUGGGUUUUAUUAGGACAUCCAAAAUCGAUUCGCAACUAAUACAACUGAAUUAGUCGUUCUAGCAGAGUGUGAUUUCUGCAGCCACCCGAAAAGCAAGUAUGCAAAGGCCUGCAUGUUGUAGUGACUGAAGUUUCUUGGGAUUAUGCUGCGUGUCAAUCAUUAUAGCAACGCCAAGUAAGUGACCUUCCCUAACCGAGGUCAGGUUUCUAAAUUUAGAUCAGUGUUUCACGAGAAACGUCACUGGGAGUUCGGUUGAUGCAAGCGACGACAUUUGUUGUAUGCCCUACGGAGUGGGAUCGGCGCCAGUGAUUUUACGCGUGAAUUAGUUUAUAGUGAUGAAGACUUGCGCAGCAUCUACCACACGCGCACUCUCCCUCCUCACUCACUCACCUUACACCGAUGACAAGUCGAAGUCAAGCCGACCGAAAGCGGGCUAAGUCGCAGUGGCUGAAAAGGCUGGACAACUCGCCUAUGUGUGCUUCGUACGGACAGAGUUUGACAGAAAUAAGCUGGCAUCUGAGGCCUCACGUUCAUGAUAGUGUGGUAAAGGCCACACUAACAGGAAGCCAUUAGAUCUGGCGUUGGUAUUGAAAGCAGUGUCAGACGGAUUUAGAACAGUCCAUGCACCUUGACCACACAUGGUUUGGUCACCAAGUAGUGUACCAGUAUUAUCAGAAAAUAUGCUUCCUGCAUACAUGAGAGACUCAUCACGCAUUGGAAGAUCGAAGAACUGAAGUAGCGCUGUCUUCUGUUAUGUCAGCAGUAGGCUUCUUGUGGCCUCAUUACGACAACUUGACCGUCACUGCCGACGAUGUCCAUGGCUGCGAGGGCCUCAUUUUAACUGUUGUUGCACGCACCUACAGUAAGUGGGCUAACUCAUGAAAUGUCAACUGAAUUUUCUCAAAUGCAUCUUCGUUUCGAAAGGAUUAAUUAAGUAGGAUUGUAAAACUAAUCAUCGAGCAGCAUAAUUCUAUAAUAAUUCCGUUAUCUCAAGAUACUGUCUCUCGAACGAAUUUCUUUCCGACUACAUGCGAAAAUCAUACUCUGCAGAACAGGGCUACUCAAGCAGCAUACAUUUUUCUCAUUGGUUUUCGAUGCCCGUAAAAAUUCAAUUAUAUUUCAUGGAAAGCUUGCAUAAAAAUAUUCACUCUUCUGUUCUGUCGGUAGAAAAUUACUUCUUCCAUUUUUAUAAACGAAGGAAGGAUGUAAUUCGACUUUCAAAAAUUUUCCAAUUGUGAGAUUUUUUAACACCGUUAAAUGGCCGAUCAUUAAACGUCAUGUCUCUGCCUUUAUCGAUGCGGCUCGCAAAUUUAACUACAUGUCUUAAAUCCACUGCUAAAUUUUCUGAAUCCCUUAUGGUCUCCUGUUAAUACCGUAUAGAAAUCUAUGGUUUUCCAUACACGAAAAAGUGUGCAGCUAGUAUUUUUUAAGUCUUGAAUGCAAGUGUAACGGCAGGUCGGGGUUCAACUUAUUCGGGAAUUAUUCGAGGUAAUUGAAUUAUUAUAGAAUGACGCUGCACGAUAAUCUGUUUUGCAACCCUACUUAAUUAGUCUUUCCGAAACGAAAACGCAUUUCGGAAUUUUGGUUGACAUUUCAUGAGUUAGCCCACCUACUGUGCGAAGGAAGCUCGGCGUACUUGUGAUAGGAGGUAAAUUUGCGUAUCCAAACGGCGGCAAAAAGUGGGCCGAAUCGGACUGGGACGACGCGAUCUCAUUUUUCAUCAUUCUCCGUGGACGUGCGAAGGGUGACGCCCGUGUGCUCUGUGAAGAUGAGAUAUUAACACUGCCCGAAUCCAUCCAGUCAACUCUAUCCCGUGGAAAUUCUUCCCCUCUGUGUGAGGCGUGCAACAUCCGAGAUCGCUUCCUCUCUGGUGAGGGUUGUGUAUGGCGGUGUCACGGAGCAAAAGUAACUACACCGGCCAGACCGGAACACAUGCGCGGACGGUGCAUACAACAAACAUAAACUGCCCGUCUGACGAGGCGGCGAAUUAUCGUAAAUGACGGCCCGCAACUUCGAAACGGGCUUCAAGUUCCCCUUCGUAGCCACCAAGUCAGGUUUAAGGUUAGGGUUAUGGUCAGGUUAAGGAUUAGGUCUAAGGCUAGAUCUACAGUUAACGGUCAGGCAUGUCAGGGUCAAGUUUACGGUCACGGUUAGGUCUGCUGUUAACUGCAUAGUCAAGGUUCGGGGUGAGGUUAGAGUUAAGACUAGGGCAACGGCUUAGUUUUAUAUUAAGGUUGCUGUUGGGGUUAGUACGCGGAAGUAUCUGUCUUUCCGGAAUUAUGAGAAUGUCCACCUUUACUACUUGGGCAACCGCUCGUAUUCCCAUGCCCUGUUUAGGCGGGCACAUAAGUCAGUCCAACCAUUACUACAUUCUACCUCUCAGCCCCGAUUACGUCCUAGUCAUUCCAUCAGUCCAUAACCUUCCAAGCUACCUAUCCGAGCACGUCGCUUUAGUUUAUAGAGUUUCGGAUUUGCCAUAGUGAUUACUGAUGAUGUUAGUUGACACACUGAUUGACAUGGCGUACCAUCUUCCAUCUAACUGUGACACCUGCUUACUUGUCCUUAACUUCCCUCGAGCUGAUUUCACUAUAAAACAUAGUGUACACAUAGGUGGAAUGAGCUCAUUCUCACGCUCGGCGUUUCUCCUGCUGGUUGCAUCGCGUGGUUCUUCCGCGAGUCCUGCGUGAUUUCGUUGCUGCUUGUAUGAAGUAAUGGGCAGCCCAAGUGGAUCUUCGUGAUGAGCGUGAGAGAGAGAGAGAGACCGUGCGCAGAUCCGGACUGUGUAUUGUUGCAUCGCAAGUUUUCCUGUGUGCGUAUGGGGUCAUGUAAGUCCAUGCGGUGGCCAAAUGCCAAGGUCGGUUAAGAUUCAUGCAAUGGAUCCCGGUUCUCCGGUGAAAUAUGAUGCACUUACGGGUAACCUACCAAGUCCAUGCGCGAGUGAAAUGCGUGGCGAUAAUAUGAACACUUUGACACCAUGGAUGAACUUCUGGUGCUAGUGGGUAUUCCUUUAUGUUCUGACGGAGCUCUUCUUGCGUCAUCUACAAUGGCUGAUCAAGGCGAGCCCAGAAUGCAGCAGUUCGUGACAGGCGGACGGGUGUCCACAGUGACUUUUCGGGAACAAUCGGGAGAUUGCACCCAAAAAAUCCGUUACCUAGAAAUAAUACCUUUAACAGUGGACUCAUUUUCCUUCAGACUAUAUCAGCGGUUGCAGUCCUACUUUCGCGCACUACUUGGACUUUCCUCGACGGCCUUAUAUGGGUUGGCCGAACGAGCAUCGCAGGAGGUUACAUGGACGAUGGUCGCUUUUAGCCAACCUUCCCCAUCGUUACACACGUACACCUGAUUAUACGGCAUACAUUCGCAUUAUGGCAGUAUAUUACAAAACAAAAUCACUUUUAAAUUGGAUAAGUCUGCACAACAUGGGACAGGAACAUUUCCCAGGCGUCUGUCAAAGACAUGGCAUUGGGGCCAAACCAAAGACGCUACUAUGCAUCUUCUAUGUGAGCCCACACAGCUCGACCACAUACAGGGUCUCCCUCGUGGAGUUUCCUUUUCAGUCUACUCCAGUAUGCCUCAGUGGCAUUGGUGUGCCGUCCGGUGGUAAGGUCCUUGAAGUUCUUUGAGUGGUUAACAGAGAAGUGUAGAUAACCUUCUGAGGGAAGACGAUUAUACGCCUUCCAUUCGUCCGUUACCACUAUACUGCUUUGGCGACCCAUUUUGUAAAAACGGAACGGAGAACGGGCCAACUUCGAUCAUUCACCUGUUCAACUAAGCCUUUCCGUCGGCUAGUAUCGUACAUCCCGACCAGCCACCAACCAUAAAACCCCUAUUACCAGAUGUCCCGUAAGACAGGCUGCUUUGGUUAGGCGAAUUUUUUUAGGUGCCAUCUCCCGAUUGUUACCGAUUUUUUCAUUGUAAUUUUGUUCUGCAGAUGCGGGGGUUACGUCUGUUGACAUUACAGUGAGUCUCAGCCCUCGGCAGCCGUUGGUGGCAUUUUUAUGCGGCAGUCCUUCGUGUCUAUUGUUUUCCCCCUACUCAGACCAUUCAGUAGACCACUCGCUUCGUGCAAGCUUUUCCCACGCCUUUUGGUUACUUAAAAGGCGUUUGAGGGAGCUUUUCAAUGCGUGUUUGUAGUGUUGUUUAUCGCCACUGCCCGUGGAAUAAUGUUUCUGCCGUACGCGCUCACCGGUCACCCAUCUUCUGUAUGACAUAGACACUCCGUCUGCCCACUGAUUGUGGGACGUAGGUGUUCGGGAUCUUUAACUGCUGUUUCGAUCUAAAAAUCCGAUUCGGCCCCCGUGUUGGGGACAUACACACACGACAACAACGACGAAGACAGUUCGACCGUCGUGUCCGACGAUGUCCACCCUGGGCUCCACAGCAAAAUGGAGAAGACACAGGGACUUGUGCGUGAGUUAGUUUAUAGUGGUUGUGGACUUGCACAGCAUCUACUGCACUAUCUCCUCCCCACCUGACCUUAGUGUCAGGACAUAGUCAAGAAGACGGGAGGUGAAGGAGGGCGUAAGUGGCUGGCACGGACGGACCCGCACCUGGGCGUACCGCCGCAUUCCCUGGUUCACAACAAGCACUUGACCAGGAUUCUAACCAACAGGAACAGCACCACAGCGGGUAAAAAAGACAUGAACGAUUGGGGAGCCGUGCUCAUGACCUAUAUACCCAGGGGGAGCGCAAACGCACCUACCGUCAGCCAACCAGGUGUCCGAGAAGUGCCAACGCAUACCAGGCCGUCGAAGCUAAGUUCUUUCCAAUUAUGUCAAGGUCAAACUCCCCAGAGUUUAAACAUGACUGCACCACCUGGAAGUUUACCAAAAAAAUCUGAAUAAGACAGCGACUUGUGGAAUCCCCCCUUUCUGGUAAUACGGAUGUCUCAUAGCAUUGAUUGAAGCCACACAACAGGCCCGGAGAGGGAAAAUUUGGUACAAAAAAGCACACAAAACUUCAUCGCAUAGGAAAGAGUUCCCAGCGGCUGCCUUUAUUUGCCGAGGUGCGACCCCUGUCCAGGGCACAGGUACAUGGAGUCAUAGAAGAUAAAUUGGUGCGAGGCAAGGGUUGGGUGGAGUAAACAACAGGGUUGCCAGAACGUUUAGCUCAAUUCUUCACGUCUAUGCAAAGUGCACCGCUAUCGGAGCAUACUCAUACUCACCUCCCUCCUUCGUCGUGUUGAAUAUGUAGCAGUAUUGCAAGGCGGUGACUCGGCGGUGAGUAUCAGGUUGCCGAAGUGAUUUCGGUUGGGUGGUACCAACUUACCUCGCUCCAGGCAACUACUUGUGUCAAUUUAGGAUCCAACGAGGUAAGACUACUGAAAAUCAGGCCGAUAGAACCCUGCACCAGUGCACACGAAAAGGCAACAACGGUUGGCAAGGAAGAAUAAGUAAGUGACGUACUGGAGGGAGUCGGAAGUAGUCAUUGCGGGGUUACUUUUUCUGUUCAAUUGAAAGCGGGUUCUGUGAAGUUCAUUCUCAGGUCUUCUUCGAAAACCCCAUGGACGUGCAAAAUGCGUUUGUGCACCGUAUCUACAGUAGAUGUGCUAAUUCAUGAAAUGUCAACCAAAAUUUCGAAAUGCGUUCUCGGUUCGAAAAGAUAAAUUAAGUAGUGUUGUAAAACUUAUCAUGAUGCAGCAUAAAUCUAUAAUGAUCCAGUUACCUCAGGGUGUCGGCUAUCGAAAGAACUUAUUUUCGGCUGCAUGCAAGAUCCAGACUCUGCAAAAAAAUGACUGCUUAAGUGGCAUGCAAUUUUCUCAUUGAUUUUCGAUGCCCUUGAAAAUUAAUUAUGCUUCAUGGAAAACAUGCGUAAAAAUAUUCAUUCUUUUACUUAUUCGGUAGAAAAUCACGUCUUCUUCCAAUUUCAUUCUCAAAAGAAGAGUAUAAUUCGGUUUUAAAAAACUUUUCUAAUUCCCGAAUAAUUUUGAACUCGACCUGCUGUUACACUUGCAUUCAGGGUUUCAAAACUACAAGCUGUAUAUUUUCCGUGUACGGAAAACCGUGCAUUGCUCUACGGUGUAAAGAGGAGACCAUAUGAGGUUCAUAAAAUUAAGCAGUGGAUUUGAGCAAUAUUGUUAACUUUACAAGCCACAUUCGUAAAUGCAGAUACAUGACGUUUCAUGAACGGCCAUUUAGCGGUAUUAAAAAAUCUCACAAUUAAAAGCUUUUUUUAAAACCGAAUUAUACUCUUCUUUUGAGUAUUAAAUUGGAAGAAGACGUGAUUUUCUACAGAAUAAGUAAAGAUUGACUAUUUUUAUGCAUGUUUUCCAUGAAAUAUAAUUGAAUUUUCAAGGGCAUUGAAAAUCAAUGAGAAAAUUGCAUGCUACUAAGCAGUCAUUUUUUUGCAGAGUCUGGAUCCUGCAUGCAGCCGAAAAUAAAUUCUUUCGAAAGCCGACUCCGCGAGGUAACUGGACCAUUAUAUAUUUAUGCUGCAUCAUGAUUAGUUUUACAACGAGAACGCAUUUCGAAAUGUUGGUUGACAUUUCAUGAGUUAGCACAUCUACUGUACUUAAUGGCCCAGGCCUGUAUACAAAAUGCUUCCAGCUGCUUCAAAGUCCAACACCAAUUGUUAAUAUGUAAUGGAAAUACGGGUCCUUGAUUCCGUUGGUGUCCCUUGCCGGCAGAUAUUUAGAAUGAAAUUGUAGGAUGUACGACCAGAAAGUCUCAUGGUUGCAUGCAAUUGCCACAACUUUUUUGUCUUUGAACGUGACACUUGAAAGCUUUGACUAUGGCCAGAACUUUUUCGACACUAAACAUAUAAAAAUAUGUUUAUUCAACUUAUGUAUCCUCAGGUUUUAUGUGCACAUUUACUUUGUUCUUGGCGGACCGAGUGUAGCCUUCCUUUCAGCAAGUUAUCACACGCCGGACGGAAGGUAGCCUGCAUGCUACAGGACAUUUGAUUCUUCUUUGCUCAACUUUCGGAUUGCCUUUUGCAUUUUUUUAAUUGUAUUUCAUCGCUAGGAGAAAGAGUGAAUGUUACUGGAACGUAGUCUACAAAGGCCAGGAAUGAACAAGACAACAUGACAACGCCCAGUGGGUGCCUUCGACGCGUUUUUUUCCGCAAUGCGAGUCUUGGUCAGGGUUGUUAUUGAUUAUCACACCGUAGGCGUUCUUCACGCGCAUGAUGACUUGCUGGUAAUGCGUUUAGAAGUUGGCAUGACAAACUUUCUCCAAAAUCCUGGCUUUUCCAUUGUGCACAGAGCAUCCGGAUCUACAGUGCGUGACCGAUCUCAUGAAAUGUUGGCCAAAAUUCUGGAUGCGUUUCCGAUUAGGAAGGAUUACUUAAGCGGGAUUGUUAUACUGAUUACCAUGCAGCAUAACCCUAUAACCUUUUGGACUCGCCAGGAUGUCGGCUUUUGAAUGCACUUCUUUUUGACCUCCUGCUGAAACCAUACUCGGUAUAAAAUGACUACUUAGGUAGCAUGCAUUUUUCCUAUUGAUUUUCAAUGGUCCUAUAAAUUAAAAUUUAUUUUAUGGAGGACAUGCACAAAAAUAUGCGUUCCUUUGUUCAUUUGGUAGCAACUCACAUUGUCUUCAUAUUUUAUACCCGAAGAAAGUGUAUAUUUUGGUUUUAAAAAAGUUUCUAAUUAUAAGAUUUUUAAGACCGUGCGAUGUCCAUGCAUGCAAGAUGGCACAUGUCCGUUUACUAAUGCUCUUCAUGAAAUGUACAACACAGUCCGAAUCCAUUGCGAAAUUUCAUGAAAUCUAUAUGGUAUCUUCUUAAAGGGAUAGGGAAAUAUAUGAUUUUCCUUACGCGGAAAGCAUGAACAUUGUAGACUGAAAUUGCUAAACGCUGAUGCCAUGGCAGAUCGGGCCGAAAAUUAUUCGGGAAUUGGGAAACUUUUUUAAAACCUAAAUACACACUUUCUUCGGGCAUAAACUAUGAAGACAAUGUGAUUUCCUACCAAAUGAGCAAAAGAAUGCAUAUUUUUGUACGUGAUUUCUAAAUAUAUUUGAAUUUAUAAGACCAUCGAAAAUCAAUAGGAAAAAUGCAUGCUACUUAAGUAAUCAUUUUCUGCCUAGUGUGGUUUCUGCAGGAAGUCAAAAAGACGUGCAUUCAAAAGCCGACAUCCUGACGGGUCCAAAAUGUUAUAGGGUUAUGCUGCAUGGUAAUCAGUAUAACAGCUCAACUUUAGUAAUCCUUCCUAAUCAGAAAUGCAUUGCAGAAUUUUGGCCAACAUUUCAUGAGAUCGGUCACGCACUGUAGCUCACGGCUACCAGUUCGAGUUCCCCCUAUAUGGCGGUCGCGCUUGUGGUCCUUUCUGGACGCCCGUCUUGCGUUUACAGAUUUCCUGCCCUAGACUGACCAUAAUUUGGGCUGACAUGAAUUUAGGGAAAUUAUUUAUUGUAUCCUCUGCGCGGAUCGAUAUUAUCUUGUAUUCUCUACCAGUCUGGACAUAUCCGCUUCAUCUUUUGAUUCCCCUCUGCACCCUUUCAGUCGGUCAAAGCAGUGUUUCUAGUAAAGAGGUUUGAGUACGUUAAUCUUCACCACUGCACAACCGAGUGGUAUAACACCUACCUCGGAGUUCGACGUUUGGGCCUCCGUCCACAGGAUGUACACGUUCUCCUCAUCGAUGCUCACCCGGCAGCCAUCUUGGACAGCGUCUGGUUGGCCCUGUUUGGCGGAUACUCACGAAUUGGGCAGUACCGACCCACCGUCUUCACGCAGAGGCCCACAAUGUUGCCCUCGAUUCCAGACCCUGAGGGCGAUCCUAAGAGGCUGCGAGGUCGUCUCAUCCUGGCAGACCGGGCUGUCUGGAGUCCGCCCGGCUACCACAGUCCCAUGACACGUCUAAAGACACCCCGCAUCCACCUGAUUGAGGAAUUUCGCGACCAUUUCCUCACUUCGCAUGGUGUGGAGGUGCAGCCGGUAGUCCCAUUGGCCGCCGGUGAGAACCCAAGUCACAGUCGGUGUCGACCGCGGCUAGUUGUCAUUCUGCGACGCAAUUACGUCUCACAUCCGCGCCAGCGUACCGUGGGUCGCAAAUUUGCCAAUGAACAGGAGAUCCUCUACCACCUUCAGAAGGCAACCGUAUCACUGCCAGACGGUCAGACGGUCCCACUGGUGGAAUCGGUGGUCGGCGUCCAGCUGGAUCAGCUGACUAUGCAGGAACAGUUGAAGUUCACGGGCAAUGCAGACAUCCUGCUAGGUGUCCACGGAGCCGGCAUGACGCAUGCCAUGUACAUGCCACACCAGUCGGCUGUAGUUGAACUCUUUCCAAUGGCCUCAGAAGGCAAGAACUUCGACUUCGAGGCCAUUGCACGUUGGAAGGAUCACGUGUACGUCUCGUGGCGCAAAUCCACGCCGGAGACGGAGCUGACGGAUGAAGCGCUUCGAAUUCCACCUCUCGUCGUGACCGAUCUUGUCACAGAAGCGAUAUCAAAGUUUCAAAGAAAGUUCAUCCAUUGUACCUCGCGGUCAGAGAGGUGA
Molecule: messenger RNA, 29647 nt
Organism: Spirometra erinaceieuropaei
Lineage: Eukaryota; Metazoa; Platyhelminthes; Cestoda; Diphyllobothriidea; Diphyllobothriidae
Source: the annotation of a GenBank genome assembly